Molecule: messenger RNA, 1701 nt
Organism: Zasmidium cellare ATCC 36951
Lineage: Eukaryota; Fungi; Ascomycota; Dothideomycetes; Mycosphaerellales; Mycosphaerellaceae
Exons: 2
Coding region: 1-1701 (566 amino acids)
Biological process (GO): L-threonine catabolic process
Molecular function (GO): pyridoxal phosphate binding; threonine deaminase activity
Source: RefSeq, a predicted model, not a curated record
AUGGUAGACGAGAACGGAGUGCCCAAUGGCACCCAUCCACCAUCAACUCCCAAACCCAAGUACACAAGUCUGGCCUUGACUGAAUACUCUGCGAAUCCAUCACCGCCCCCCAAGACGCCCAUUGAGAAGGUGUUGCAUCCGGGUGUACCGGAGCAUCUACUUCUGCCAAAUGGCCAUCCUGAUUACAUUCGUCUGAUAACGACGGCGAAAGUCUACGAUGUCGUGGAGCAGACUCCUCUCAGUCAUGCCGUCAAUCUCAGCAACCGAUUGGAGAGCACAGUGAUGCUGAAACGCGAGGAUCUGUUGCCCGUGUUCUCCUUCAAGCUUCGAGGUGCCUAUAACAAAAUGGCACAUCUCACUCAAGAAGAGAGAUGGAAGGGAGUCAUUGCGUGUUCUGCCGGAAACCAUGCCCAAGGAGUUGCCUACUCUGCUCGAAAGCUCAAAAUCCCAGCCGUCAUUACUAUGCCGACUGGAACGCCUGCGAUCAAACAUCAGAACGUCUCAAGGCUGGGUGGUAACGUGGUGCUCUACGGCGCUGACUUCGACGAAGCGAAGGCGGAGUGCAGUCGAAGAGCAGAGGCUAACGGCCUGACCAUCAUUCCUCCAUUCGAUGACCCAUAUGUCAUUGCUGGUCAAGGUACUAUCGGCGCAGAAAUCCUUCGUCAGGCAGAUCUGAGCAAGCUCGAAGCCAUCUUCUGCUGUGUCGGAGGCGGCGGACUCAUCGCUGGAACUGGAGUCUACAUCAAACGAUUCGCGCCACAUGUCAAGAUAAUCGGAGUCGAGACAUACGAUGCAAAUGCUUUGGUACAAUCGCUCAAGCUUGGAAAGCGGGUAACCCUGCCUGAGGUUGGUCUCUUCGCAGAUGGAGCUGCCGUCAAGACUGUAGGUGAGGAGACUUUCCGUGUCUGCGCAGAGGUCGUGGACGAUGUCAUCCAAGUCGACACGGACGACAUUUGCGCUGCAAUCAAAGACGUGUUCGAAGACACGAGAUCCAUCCUGGAGCCGGCUGGAGCUCUUUCCCUGGCUGGUCUGAAGAAGUAUGCCAGAGCAAACCCAUCGCAAGACACCCGACGUCAACUCGUGGCGGUGGCAAGUGGAGCCAACAUGAACUUCGACCGACUGCGUUUCGUUGCAGAACGUGCAGCCAUUGGUGAAAACAAAGAAGCUCUCCUAUCAGUCGAGAUCCCCGAGCAACCAGGAGCUUUUGCUAAGCUGGUCUCAACUGUCAACCCGAUGGUCGUCACCGAGUUCUGUUACAGAUAUGCAACUGCAACAGCUGCGAACGUUCUCAUGGGUAUCUCGGUAUCCGCUGCUAGCCGAUCACGAGACGUGGUCGACCUCAUCCAGCGACUCGAGAAAGAAGGCAUGACCGCCCGCGACAUUAGUGGUGACGAGCUUGCUAAGAGCCACAUUCGCUACCUCGUCGGCGGGCGGAGCAGUGCCGAGAACGAGAGGCUGUUUGCAUUCGAGUUUCCUGAGCGGCAAGGUGCGCUGUACAAGUUCUUGACAACGCUACAGCCUGGCUUCAAUAUCAGUCUCUUCCACUACAGGAACUAUGGUGGCGAUAUCGGAAAGGUACUUGCUGGUAUCCAAUGUCCUCCUGGAGAGGAGGCAGGGCUCAACCAGUUCCUCAAGGAGAUUGGCUACGGAUCCUCCGAGGAGACCAACAACGAGACGUACAAGAUGUUCAUGAGGAUGUGA